Branchiostoma belcheri (Belcher's lancelet) is the source of this 3885-nucleotide messenger RNA. RefSeq lists its product as uncharacterized. The coding region runs from base 1 to 3885 and encodes 1294 amino acids. Gene Ontology annotation, molecular function: protein binding. The record is from RefSeq and is a predicted model, not a curated record. The transcript has 21 exons. Lineage: Eukaryota; Metazoa; Chordata; Leptocardii; Amphioxiformes; Branchiostomatidae.
AUGAGGACUCCAACACUGGCCCUGGCCAUCAUCCUUGCCAUGGCUGUGGAAGUGGAGGGAGAAAGAGGUGCGGAUGUACAGCAAAACUCCCACGAGACAGAUUAUGAUUCAAAAGAAUACGGCGGUAAAGAGGGUCCAGAUGUAGGGGAGAAUUACGGCAUGACAGAACUUAAAAACCAAGGCCCGACUUCAGAAGCAUCGCAGAACAAGGCUGGAAGUUCUACUGACGGCUACAAAGAGACCAAAAAGGUAGUCCCUGCAUUUCUGGCAGCGGCAGCAAAAGAAAUAGGUGGAAAAGUCGUGAGCAAGCUUGGCGACAGGAUCGCGGAAGGCGUAGUGGAGAACCACCAGGAGAAGGUGGUGAGCGGUCUGCAGAACUACCUGGGGAAACAGAUGGACAAGUUCGACGAUGAGUACAAAGAACUGCUGGAGGACACCAGUAGGCUGGCAGCCGGUUUGAACAGGCCGGUGGAAGAGGCGGACAUCCAGCUUGUUCCUAGACCAGGCGCCACGAUGGGUAACAUGUACGCACCACCAGGUUGGGAUAUCCGCCAUAAGUACAAGUACAAGGAAGACAGAGAUGAAGACAAGGUCAGUUCCGGUGGACAGGCAUUAGCCUACACCUACCCAGCCGGACUAGGACCAGUUCUGAUGAACGGCUGCUUCGGGACAGGCUACAAGAAUGGAGACCCCUGCUAUAAGGCCAAGAUACCAAGAACAGGCUGUCCGAACCUGAUUGACGGUGCGACCUACCUCGGCGUCGGGUUUGACGGAAGAGUCCCUGACUCUAUGACCGUGCAAGGUAUAUACGACACAGAUGUAGAAUCCUACACCUUCAGCUCAACGGAAGAAUACAGACAAUACCUUGCGGAGAAAUCGGCCGUCACUUCUGCCAAGGCGAUGUUCCAGGAAGAGAUCAACAAGGCGUCUGGACACGGAACAGUGGGUGGAGCGUUUGGACUUCUUUGGUCAGCAGGAGGAGGAGGAUCUAGUCAGAGGGGCACAUCCAGCCAAUCAUCAAGCAUCAGUGCCAGCUCUUCUGCCAGCGGUCAGCUUAGUGAGAAGCAGACACAAACAUUCAUGGCCAUGCUGGAGAUAAACAUAUUCAGGUAUGAGAUCUUUAUGGAUGACGUGACGCCUGAACAGUUAAACGUGGGCUUCUUACGAGAUUUUAUCUCCCUGCCUGAGUCCUACUUCUCUGUCGGAGCAGAAAUAAUAUUCCAAAACUUCUACCUCCGCUGGGGAACACACUACAUCAAGUCAGCCAAAUUCGGAGGCCAGCUGAAGAUCAUCAAAACAAAACAAGCUACAAAGGACCUGUCGAUGUCUGAAUUCGCCACUAAAGCCGAGGCUGACUGGAAGAUGACUCUCAGUACCUUUUCAGCGCAGGCGUCACAGACCAAGUCCAGUAGCUGGUGGCACGAGCACGAGUCGAAGACCGAAUCACAACAAUCGUCUGGACAAGCAGCUUCCGGUUCUGAAACACAGGCCAACAGACAAGAAGAGAAGCAAGAAUUAUCCCAGGAGUACAGUAACGAGGUUCUGGUGGUUCAAGGCGGAGACCAGAAGAUCGCCGCUGCCAUCACGGAGAUGUACACGACAGCCCUAACAACAGAGCUGAAGGACUGGUUAGAGUCCAUUAACGAUUACCCCAAACCCUUCUCCUUCGUGUUGAGGCUGGUCUCAGAUCUACUGAACAUCCCCUUCGUCUCGCUCUUCCCUGCAGGAGAGGUGGACUAUGGUUGCUUUGGUAGGAGGAACCUAAAGACAGAAGUUGGAACUGGUCGAAAAUAUUACACGCAAAAGACAACAAAACAAGGAGUUGGUGACAAAGGAAGUAAGAAUUGGACUGAGGCGGUAACGGUCUCUGAGAUCCGUUAUUGUAAUUUUGAAAACCGUAAAGCCCUUGAGGACAGCAUGACCAAGAAGAGGCUGGCACUUCAACGUGCUGUUACAGUGUACUUAGAAGAGGGUCGUAUCCUGAGUUCAGACUUCCUCCUGCCCGCUGGAGAGGCAGGCUGUGAGACCGCCAUGUUGGCGUUCCUUCAGGAAGACAACACCGGCGUGCCCACAUGGGAAGACAUGACCGGAGGAAAGGAGUUCACAGUUGUCUUUGACAUGCCGUACGACAUCCCAGGGAUUCUUCAGGCACAAGACGUGCUGACACUUAAGUUCUAUCGUCACAAGUGGUUCUCUACAAGAAAAGGGUUUGUGCCACAUCUCUAUGAUGGCUACAAAAACGGAGGAAGCAACGACGUCCAAUGGAAAAAGGUCAGCGUCCAGGGUCUUGUCAUGACGUAUGAUGAGGGAACAGGUGUCUUCACGGUGACGGAUGACGACUUUAAGGCCUCGGCUGCGCUUCUUGAAGACUUACCAGACUGGGUAAACGGUCAUGACGUAGCAAGAGCUGAGUACAAAAAACUACUCAACCACUUGAGCCAGAAAAGUGACACAGUUGGAGACGUUCCGUGUAGAAUCCAGUGGUCAAACGCACAUCGCUUCGAUCCGACCGAUGAAGGAAAGUGUAUCCACUUCACUGCAGCAUCAGACGGCGACAUCUUUGUUGUGUUUGCCAGCAUUCCGAAAAAUCAUGAGACCUGGAUAUAUGUACAGAUCUCACCUGAGGGAGUUGCAUUAUAUAAGGCACUUCGGCUACAAACAACCCACCUAAAUGACAACGCCGGUGGUCUGGGUUCGGCAACCCUGUACCAGUCGUACUUUGUUUGUGUGACUGAAGAUGUGGACGAGAAAACAACUGUCGUUCAAUACGGCAAGACGCCUGACAAUGAGGAGCGUCCACACGUCUGGUUGAGUUUCACAUUCAACGAGUUGGCGUCCCUUCGCUACUAUUCCUUCGGCAGUGGAGAGUCUCCUGUCAAGGUCAUGGGGCUGUCACUACUGGACAGGCCGGCAAAGGACUUCAUCAUCUGCCGAGAGGGGACGGAGAUGGUCAACGGGGUUUGUCAACAGAAAUGUCACUCUGAGUGCAAAGCAUGCCGCACAAGUGGAUCAAACUCUCCAACUGACUGCAUCGCCUGUAAACAUCUGAAAGUGUCCUACCCCUACAGAAAGGGGCAGACUGGUGAUUUCCAAUGCGUCGCUCAGUGUCCGCAGCACAUGGAUUCUGAUACUGCUACAAAAUCAUGUACAUGCAUUAAGAGGAUGGAGGAAGCCCGCCCUGAUGGUGUACUGGACUGUGUGACGGAGUGUCCUCUGACCCACUUUGAGGAAAACAACGUGUGCAAAAAAUGCAACAGCUUUUGUAUAGACGUCAGUAAUAAGGGACAAAAGACCUGCUCCGGACCUGCUUCAACAGACUGUGACACCUGCAAGUAUCAACAUGAGGGGCGUUGUGUGCAGGGUUGCAGACCUGGGCAGAAAGCUGUUAAAGGAAAUGACAACGCGUUCACCUGCCACCAAUGUCAGCCCGGCCAUGAGUGUAGGCUGGGGGACGAGCGGGAAGACAUCUGUCCAGCGGGAACGGCAAGUAACGACAACAGGACAAUGUGCGUGCCGUGUGCAGCAGGGGAGUUUAGCAACUCGUCGGGAGCGGCGUCCUGUCAGAAGUGUCCUGCCGGCAAAUACAGUAGCAGAGCGGGAUCGAACAGCUGCGAGGACUGCCCUGUCGGAACAUACAGUAGCAGAGCGGGAUCGAAAAGCUGCGAGGACUGUCCUGCCGGAAAAUACAGAGCGGGAUCGAACAACUGCGAGGACUGUCCUGUCGGAACAUACAAUAGCAGAGCGGGAUCAAACAGCUGCGAGGACUGUCCUGUCGGAACAUACAGCCACGAAAAAGGCUCCAUAACUUGUCCGAAAUGCCAGGGGUUUACCAAUACCAUAACAGGGGCCACAGGUUAUCUUUGUAACCUUGUUGGCAGAAGGUAG